AUGACUGUUCAGAUGUCGGUUAAUGAGGAGGAUGAAACUCACCGUGGCCCGACUACUGCCGCUGAGGCUCUGAAAGCGAUGGGUUGGCAGUACUGGGGGGAUAUAUGGCGAUCGAUUUACUAUUAUAUACCGAUGAAAGAAUGUGCGGAGGAGUUCCGCAUGCAGAGACGAGAUGAUCGCCAGUCCGCGUUGGGAGCUGUUGAGAGGAAGACGAUCACUCCGUGA
Molecule: messenger RNA, 225 nt
Organism: Perkinsus marinus ATCC 50983
Lineage: Eukaryota; Perkinsozoa; Perkinsida; Perkinsidae
Exons: 2
Coding region: 1-225 (74 amino acids)
Source: RefSeq, a predicted model, not a curated record